AUGACCUCUUUGCCCUGCUCCCUCCCUGGCCGGGACGCCUCCAAAGCCAUAUUCCCGGACAUCGCCCCUGUCCCAUCGGUAGUGGCUGCCUACCCGCUUGGCCUGUCCCCCGCAACCGCAGUCGCCUCCGAUUUGCCCUACUCUGGGCCGUAUGGCCACCUCCUGCCCUACUCCUACACUGCGCCGGCGACUCCGGGAGACUCCUACCUGCCCUGCCAGCAACCAGCGGCGCCUUCUCAGCAGGAGCCAAAGGCAGAUUCGGAGAAGCCGCCGCUGUCCCCGGAGCCCUCGGAGCAGCGCCCGCAGGCCCCGCCCAAGAAGCUCCGCAAACCGAGGACCAUCUACUCGAGCCUGCAGCUGCAACACUUGAACCAGCGUUUCCAGCACACGCAGUACCUGGCGCUGCCCGAAAGGGCUCAGCUGGCCGCGCAGCUCGGCCUCACCCAGACCCAGGUAAAGAUCUGGUUUCAGAACAAACGCUCCAAAUACAAGAAGCUCUUGAAGCAGAACUCUGGAGGACAGGAAGGGGACUUCCCUGGGAGAGCCCCCUCCUUGUCUCCCUGCUCCCCACCCCUCCCAUCCCUCUGGGAUCUACCCAAGGCAGGGGCCCUGCCCACCGGUGGCGGCGGCUACAGCAACAGCUUUGGGGCCUGGUAUCAGCAUCACUCCCCAGAUGUCCUGGCUUCACCUCAGAUGAUGUGA
Lynx canadensis (Canada lynx) is the source of this 702-nucleotide messenger RNA. RefSeq names its product distal-less homeobox 4 (gene DLX4). The coding region runs from base 1 to 702 and encodes 233 amino acids. Gene Ontology annotation, molecular function: DNA-binding transcription factor activity, RNA polymerase II-specific; RNA polymerase II cis-regulatory region sequence-specific DNA binding. NCBI's taxonomy places the organism in Eukaryota, Metazoa, Chordata, Mammalia, Carnivora, Felidae. The record is from RefSeq and is a predicted model, not a curated record. The transcript is spliced from 3 exons. Gene Ontology annotation, biological process: negative regulation of transcription by RNA polymerase II; cell differentiation; embryo development.